UCUCUCUCUCUCUCUCUCUCUCUCUCUCUCACUGUCGGCUACAGCCAUCGCUGAGAGCUACAUCCUUCUCCAACCAUGGCCUCUACGGCCGGCACUCGAAUCAUAUCUAUUGAACCCCACUCGCAAUUCGCCCAAGGAACAAUGAAAACCUCUCGAAUUCCCCGGAGGAUCUCUCUCAGGCGGUGCAGCGAUGGCUUCGUAAUGGCCAGCUUCGAAUCUGAUGGAGGCCUCAAUGGAAGGGGAAGAAAUGAAGACGCUAGGGCGCUUGAGGUGAAGAGGACCUUCAGUGAAUCAUUGCCGGAGAUUUCUUCCAAUACUCCAACACGACGAAGGCCUCUUACUGCCUCGGAUUUAUCCAGUUCGGUUAAUAGAUCUCGGCUUAGAGUGGCCUACCAGGGUCUUCCGGGAGCGUUCAGCGAAUCCGCAGCAGCAAAAGCUUACCCUAAUUGUGAAGCUGUUCCAUGCGAAUUGUUUGAGACGGCUUUUGAU
Phalaenopsis equestris is the source of this 489-nucleotide messenger RNA. Its product is annotated as arogenate dehydratase/prephenate dehydratase 2, chloroplastic-like. The transcript is spliced from 3 exons. NCBI's taxonomy places the organism in Eukaryota, Viridiplantae, Streptophyta, Magnoliopsida, Asparagales, Orchidaceae. Gene Ontology annotation, biological process: L-phenylalanine biosynthetic process. Gene Ontology annotation, molecular function: arogenate dehydratase activity; prephenate dehydratase activity. Gene Ontology annotation, cellular component: cytoplasm; chloroplast. The annotation marks the transcript as partial. The record is from RefSeq and is a predicted model, not a curated record.